Messenger RNA from Cyprinodon tularosa, 1315 nucleotides. It is a transcript of the gene rrp15, whose product is annotated as ribosomal RNA processing 15 homolog. The transcript has a single exon. Bases 39 to 737 code for a protein of 232 amino acids. The record is from RefSeq and is a predicted model, not a curated record. Gene Ontology annotation, biological process: maturation of LSU-rRNA; maturation of 5.8S rRNA. Gene Ontology annotation, cellular component: preribosome, large subunit precursor. Lineage: Eukaryota; Metazoa; Chordata; Actinopteri; Cyprinodontiformes; Cyprinodontidae.
ACGCAACAAUUUAUCUUCCGGUUCAGGGUUCGGGCAGCAUGAUGGCGGUGCGUGGCGAGAACGUGUCUCAGAACUCCGAAGACGAACUCCAACACAGCGAUUCAGAAGCUGAAAGUGCAGAUGGAGAAUCAGGCGAAGCGGAAAACACGGACAGCCAUGAUGGUAACGAAGCGGAGAGGGAAGAGGAUGAAGAAAAUGACGCCGUCGGUGGCUGGGCAGACGCCAUGGCAAAGAUCCUCGGGAAGAAAACCUCAGAGAACAAGAGUAGCAUCCUAGUUAAAAAGAAAGAUGCGGCGGAGAAAGCAGAGCAUCUGGAGAAGAAGAAACAAAUAGACAAGAAGCGAAUGUGGGAGAUGAUGUUUCGGGAAAAGCCUGACAUAGUGCGGGACCGUGAGACGGAGAGAGCGCUGCAGAAGACCGCCACCAGAGGGGUGGUCCAGCUUUUCAACGCUGUGAGGAAACAUCAGAAAAACACAAAUGAAGCUAUGAAAGAGGUCGGUGGGUCCGAAAGAAAGAAGGCCAAGAUUAUAUCUUCUAUUUCAAAGAAAGACUUCAUCGGUGUCCUCAGGAGAACAGAGGAAGGAGACGGAGUUCCAGUCAAGACGGAGAAUCUUCCUCCUCCUCCCGCAGAGGAGGAGAAACCCGCCUGGAGUGUCCUUAGGGAGGAUUUCAUGAUGGAAGCCAACAUGAAAGAUUGGGACAAAAACAGUGACACUGAAGAGGCAAAUCGGGAGUGACGUAGCCUCGGUCUGCUCCUUUACAAAAACUUGAUGCUCCGAGGGACUGAACCGCAGGAGACGAUAUUUGUUUUCCUUCGCUUGCAUAGAUGUUCAUAGAUCAUAUUUUUGAGAUGCUCCACUUCAACUUAAAUUUGUAGUAUCAGAUAUCUUAGUUUUUCUAAACGCUGCUGCUGAAAAGAUUUUUCCGAUGGAAAGAAGCAUAUACUUUCAAAGUGUGUUCAGAUUCUAUUUCCAGUUCUUUAAGAAAAAUAAAUUACACAAAAUUGAAAAAAAAAAACUGAUUUUUUUUUAUAAUACUGACACCUGCUGGACGUUUAAAGACACUACAGGCAGUUUAUUUUACAGAUUAAACUGAAUUGAUUCGAUAAACAAGUACAAUGAUAUAAUUUAAGUUAUUGUAGGUUAUAGUGUAUUAUUAUCUGUUUAAAUAGAAAUUAUCUUUAUUUUUAGAUGCAGCUAAUAAAUGUGAAAAUAUAUCAGAAUGUAAAAAAUUUGAGGAAAAUGUGAAUGAGGAUGCAUGUGGACUAGGAUCUUAAACACAUCUUAAAAUACCGUAAAAACUAAAAAAAAAAAAA